AUGGGUAAAAAGAACGACAGUGCGGACUUAGUCAACAGCGCCUAUGAAUCAUCCCUAAGCAAAGCAGAGGAGAAUAUAAAGAAAGGACAGUUAACUUUGAAAGAAGUGAAAGAAAGAAAAAUUUACUUUAAGGAUGUGGAGUUUAAUGUAAAGAAUCAUAUGAACGAGAUGACAAAAUUGGUGAAGGAAGCAAAACUUAUAAAGGCUUCAACAAGUAGUAACAUAAAAGAAUUUUACAACUCAUUAAUUAAAUGCGAUGAGCUUUUCGAUAAGCUAUCAACAGAUGAUAGAAACUUAAGGAUCGAAAAGAUGUUUAGUGGUAUUAUUGAAGAGAUAAACAGUAAAUGCAAACCUGUGAAUUUGUAG
This is a messenger RNA of Plasmodium malariae, 366 nucleotides long. RefSeq names its product conserved Plasmodium protein, unknown function. The transcript has a single exon. Lineage: Eukaryota; Apicomplexa; Aconoidasida; Haemosporida; Plasmodiidae. The record is from RefSeq and is a predicted model, not a curated record. Bases 1 to 366 code for a protein of 121 amino acids.